AUGUCUUUAAAGUCACCGGGACCUUUUUUCACAAAUUAUCUUGGUGCAAAUGCAAUUACGAGCAAUAAUACUUUUUUACUGGCUUCACCCUAUACGAUUGAUAAUAAUUCUUGGUCUUUGCUCACUAUCCCAUUACCUAGUGUUCAUAAUAAAGAUUUUGGAUAUGAUAAUACCCUGAUAAACAAAACUAUUCCAUCAAUCAAUGCUAUUGUCAAUUCAUCAACAACCAUCCUAAACGUCACCUUCGUUUAUCAUAUUGCUUUGUCAACUGGCAACAUCACAAUCUACAAAGCCUCUGAUAACAGUAUUAGACAAAGAGUUUCAGUAACAAUGUAUGAAUUCUGUAAAAUCAAUCCAGAUGGAUAUACUGUUAGUAUAACAGUUAUUAGUAACAUUUUCAACGAGUAUGGCGAACAAUAUUUUGUGACGAUGGAUAAUAAUUUUGUCAAGCGUGUUCAAACUAAUGAACCUCUAAAAGGAAUUCAUGAUGGUAUUUGGAUUCUUAAAUCAGAUAAUCAGAAAAUAUACUCAGAUGAAUCCAUUAUGGGCUCAGUACGUCUUACCAUAGACGCUUCCAAAAGAUUCAUAAAACAUAACAAUCAAUCAGCAUACAUUGAUACUUUAUUGAAUGAACUUGCUGAUAAAGUGCCAAUACGUCGUUCCCGUUUAAGCGCAAAAAAUAAUUUCCAAGAAGUAUUUAACGGUCAAAUCGCUAUUCCAAUCAGAAUAGAGAUGGCAAACAACGAGGUUGAAAGGAGUUCUUCUGAUGUAUUUUCGGAUUUAAAUAGUAUGAUUAUAUACAAGAAUAUUACUACCUUCUCUUCCGGUGUGACAAAUGAUUUAGACCAAGAUUACGGCUUUAAAUUAAUUG
This is a messenger RNA of Dentiscutata heterogama, 871 nucleotides long. Lineage: Eukaryota; Fungi; Glomeromycota; Glomeromycetes; Diversisporales; Gigasporaceae. The record is from the annotation of a GenBank genome assembly.